This is a messenger RNA of Vombatus ursinus (common wombat), 1899 nucleotides long. RefSeq names its product transmembrane protein 44 (gene TMEM44). The transcript is spliced from 10 exons. The record is from RefSeq and is a predicted model, not a curated record. NCBI's taxonomy places the organism in Eukaryota, Metazoa, Chordata, Mammalia, Diprotodontia, Vombatidae. The coding region runs from base 1 to 1803 and encodes 600 amino acids.
AUGCCCAGAGCUGGCAGGCAGCAGAGCAGCCAGCAGGACCCGAACCCCCAUACACAGAUUCUAAAAGCCCAGCUCUUGGGGGUCAGUGAGCGACUGAGUGCCUGCAUCAUCGUUGCUGGAGGCCCUUCUCAUCAUUUCCAGGCUAUUCCCAGAGUUUGGCGGAUAGGAUAUGAUUUAGAAUCAGAAGGGACCCUGGAAGUCAUCUCACUCAACCCUUUCCUUUUCCAAAUGAGGAAGCUGAGGCUGGGAUCAAGGAUUUUGCCCAAGAUCACACAGCCUUGGGAGAGGCUCUCCUAUGGGAGGGGAGCCUUGAAGAGGGCGCCGCCUCCGCGCCGCGCCGCGCCGCCCACAUCCCGAACAAUAGGCGAAGCCGCAGACAGCGAUUGUUACAAAGUAACUCUCGCUCGGGCUCGGAGAAUUCCCGAGCCUGGCCGUCGUCUGUCCGCCUGGCCGUCGUCCGUCCGCUCCCCCGCCGUCUGUCCGGCGGCGAUCAGACGUGCCGGGAAGGACUCGCGUCCUGCCUGGGCUGCUCCACAGGGGCUGCCCAGGCAGAGCCAGCCUGCCAGCGCCCCGCGCCCCCCGCGCGGGGGGGGGGGGCGCUCGUGUGGCCGUGGGCAUGGCCGAGCCCGCGCUCCCCGCGCGCUGAGCCCGACGUGCCAGGUCGAGCCGCAGGAAGACCGGGAGCGGCUCGGGGCUGCGGCUACGCCCGCCUCCUCCGAGCCCUCGGACCCCAGCCACGCGGAGGAGGAUCCGGGCCGCGGAAACGCCCUGGCACCGGCCGGGAUGGCCCCCGAGCCCGCCCUCGGGGACUGGCACUACCUAGCCGACUGCUUCGCCCGUGACCGCGUGUGCCUCUCCUUCGGCCUGUGGCUGCUGGCUUCCCUGCUCUGGAUCGCCGCCCACGUCUUGUGUUUUUAUUUGGGGUGCUGCAAGAAAUCCAACCGGGACAGGUCUGUGCUGUGUGUGAUUUACCGCUUUGUGGGCAGCCUGAGUGAUGCCUUUGGGGCCCUGCUGUCCAAGCAGCUCCCCAUCCAGGUCUUCACUGGCGUCUACCUGGCGGCCAUUGAGGUGGUCAACCUCAUACUGCUUCUCUUCCCCAUCUGUGGCUCGGAGAUCAAGCCCAAGCUGGGCAGAUGCUCCCGGGAAAGGACGAGGAGGAAACUCCGGGCCAGCAUGUUUGUCCUCCUUGUGCCCCUGGGGGUGGGCACUGGCUGGCUCGCCCUGGCUCCCCCGGCUCCAGCCACCCCGGAAUUCCGUGGAGCGCAGAGAAGGCUUCUGGGAAGUGUCCUGCAGGAGAAUCCAGAAGCCCUUGGCUACCUGCUGGGGGGAGUUGGCCUAAUUGUCUCUUGGACUUCCCGAAUCCCUGCAUUCUCUAAAAUCAACUCCAGCUGGGUCCCUCUCCACGUGCUCCCCCACACCAAGUAUCUGCAGAAGAUGGCGGCCAUUGGCCGUUACGUGGAGCUGACCAUCGAGCACGUGCAAGAGGUAGGCUGCAGCACCACGAGGUUCCCGGGGGACGACCAGACAGGCGCCGGGGACCCAUUCGUCCAAGCCACCCCAUCCCUGCUGGAGCCCCCUGCCUACCCCCCCAUCCGGGUCAUCCACGCCAACGUGUCGUCGACCAGCUCCUCAGAGGCGUCUUCCAUCAGCUCUGAGCUGGAGCAGAAGUAUUGGGAGGCCCUGAACUCGGAGCAGUGGGACUCUGAAGAUGUUCCGUGGAACAAAGGCAGUGUGGAGAUGCCCAGAGCUCCAGCCCAGGAGGGUCCAGGCCGACAAGCCCACCCGACAGCUGCCGCUCAGUGAAGCCUUGGGGCCAGCCCGUCUGCGGGGAGGUGCCGUUAGUGAGCACCGAGUCAGGCUCCCUGGGGGUGCUCCGCACACACUGACUGGGGGUGACCG